Amoebophrya sp. A120 is the source of this 4180-nucleotide messenger RNA. NCBI's taxonomy places the organism in Eukaryota, Dinophyceae, Syndiniales, Amoebophryaceae. The record is from the annotation of a GenBank genome assembly.
CUUUCCUCCGCCCGGGUCCGGCGCGUUUCGCUAUGCGCCGAUGGCGGGCACACCGGGUGCACCACCACAGUUUGCGCAUGUGCCUGCGCCAUCCUCCGCAGUCCCGCAACAGCCUGUGUUCGGAGCACAUCCGGGAAAAGGAGGAGUACUAUCACCCGCGCCGCCCGUGGCGAUAACGCACAACGGCUACGCGGUUCCGCAGGGUACCCCCUUGUUCAUUCCGGUGCAAAAUCCAUCAACGGGAAAAGUGGAAAUGGUACAGCUGAACCCUGCAACGCCAUUAGCGCACCCACCGGCCAAAGGUUCGCAGGCACAGCAGCUGCGUACAAAGAUGCUCCCUCCCGCAAUACCCAGCGGCAGCAAGAGUCAGGCGAAACAACAAACGCCGCAACUACAACAAAUCCAGCCGCCGCAGCGUCCCGCAGCGAUGCCGACGACAUUGGUGACUGUGUCGAAAAAGCGGAGGGGCAACAGGCAGACCAGCGGGCCAAUGGUGCCUCCGGGAACUACUGGAAGCUCGCGUUCGCAAUUGCGCCAGCCGUACCAAACUGGACCUGUGGCACAGAGUCCGGCUUUUGUUGGGAACAACUACCAGCUCCUUCCUCCCAGUCCAAACUACAGCGCACAACAUCAGCAACAGCAGCCCCAGAGACUACAGCAGCCGCCGAUCACCACGAUAGUUGCAGUGCGGAACCAGAGAGGAAAAGUGUCUUCAAAGAGAGAUCACCAACCGGCGCUCCCCGUGAGCAAGCCGUUCGACAAGAAUAAGAAGAAGGUGCAUAUGCUCACCGACGGCAGGAGGUCAAAGAGGAGCAAAAGGGACAAACACAAAAAGAAAAGAAAGCCCCCCCGGCGGAAAAAGAAGGUGUCGCAGGAAAUCAAGGAUAAGAUUCUGAAGCGCAGCAGGCGUUGGCUGCAGAUCCUCCGCCGGGCGGACAGACGUCUGCCAAGCAACGUGCUACCCGGCUCUAUCGUGACGCGAUACCAUCAUGAGAAGAUAAAGCGUAGAAAUCGCAAGGACCCCAUCCCGUGGGCGGGCGACGGCACGCUGUACUUCAAUCUGCGCACGUGGAAGCAUUGGGACAAACACCGACACAGGUACGUUCCCGCUGACGUGUGGUGGCGGUGGUGGUACCUGAAGGCCACGCGCAAGCGGGUCUGCAACCGAUACCGCCUGCACUGGUGUCCCUUUCGCCUGAUCGAGCAGCAAAACCAGCAGCUCAGCCUUGGUAACAAGAACGCGGCCGCAGUCCCGCGUCCGCCUAAACAAAGUAAGGAGCAGCGAAGAAAAGAUCGGUGGAAAAAGAUGACUCCGCAACAGAAACAGAUGCACGCUGUGAUCCGCAGAAUCGACGCCGUGAUGCGUCGGAUCUACACCGAGAGCGGGAGCAAGAAAACGCCGCGUCUGUUCUUUCGAGAACAGUUUGGGCCGGUGUGGGAGCGGGCGUGGGUGGACCGAAGUGCCGACAAAAUUCGGCGGUGGAACAUGAUCCUCCAGCACUACAGUGCCGCCAACGCGGUCGGGCCCAACCCAGACGAGGCGCCGGUCCCGCUCUUGUCCUUGCUGAAGCAUCCCGAUAUUCCGGUGAAAUUCUUGACCACAGGCACCUUGGGAGAUGUGUUGGAUAACACGCUUGCGGAAACAUUUCCCGAGAAGAGCUGGGCGAAGCCACUUUUGGGGCCGGGCAGUGAAUGGGUAAAAGGAGGGCGUGGUGUUGCUACUGUGGUGGACGACAGGGGGGUGUUGAAGGGUAGCUCGUCCUCUCGAGCAGACGUGCAGAAAAAAGAUGCGGAAGAUCAUGAGCACCCUUCUGAGGGAGGGAAGGACGAGGUAACGGAAAGUGAAAAAACCGAACAACCAAGCGCCGCAAAAGCAGAGGGUGGAAUAAAAACAAGCGCUAGUUGUAGAGCAGACCUCGAGGCAGCAGGAAAGAGCGGAAAAAUGUCAGACGAGGAGGUCGCCACUACAGGAGGAGAAAAAGAAGUAAGUACUAGUGCUAAAGGAGAUGGAGAAGACAGCGGCAGUGGCAGCAGCAAGAAAGAUGCAACCGCAAGCCUGAAUGCGAAGAACGCUAAAAAUAGACCAACUGAGUGGCAUGGAUUCGUCGGCGACAUCCUCUGGACGCUACUGGAAAAGUACACGGACGAUGUCACGAGGGAGACAGCAUCGGAGGAAAUCCGACAGCGGGUGGAGAAACUCCAAAAGCGAGUUCCGCAGCUGCCGCCCGAGGUUUGGUUGGACCUGAAGAUGAACCAUCGCAUCAAGGAGAGACGAAGACAAAUGGCAGCUGGUGCUCAGGAGAAAAGCGUAGAUUCGGCAGUAGAGGAGAGCGACGCGGAACAUAUUAUAGUUGGACCGCCAGAUGAGGACAUGAAAGACCCUGGAGCGUCGGAGAAAGUAAGGAUGCGGAAGCCACCGUCGCGUGCUCGUGCUCCCGCUCCGCUCGUGUUUUCCGAGUCCGCGUUUCCCUCAGUGCCGAAACAGAUCGCUCCUGUGAAGGACGACAGCGGGGUUGAGAAACCGGACUUGCAGCAACUGGGCCAGCAGCGCCACGCAGACGGAGAAAUGGGAGGAGCAAGAAGUCCCAGUCCGCCAGUAGCGCAACACCGAGAAGUUGCAGAAAAGGCAAAACCGACGCGGGUAGAUAUCAACAGGCCUCGUUCGAUUCUAAAAUCCGCCACAGAGCAGAAGUACGCGGCCCGACGAAGGAAGUACGAAGAAAAGUUCCAAAGACAGUACUAUCCGAGGAGGGCUGCCGCCAAACCAGGGUUCACGCCCGAGGAUAUCAGCUGCGCAGAAAACUUGUCUUCAGAGGACGACCGCCCGUCCGCGUGGGGUCCGGAAUUGAGGUACUUGAUUGCGAAGUUCGUUUUGCUCAUGAGAGGUUCUUGUACGCGGCUGAAAAAAGGUUUUGAGACAUCAUUUUUUCGCAGCAGUUUUUCUUUUUGCACGAAAUCCCAUCUGAAAUACAAUCUACCGCUAAUAUGAAACAAAACCCACAAAAUUUCCGAUUAUUAUUUUGCAGGUGGCGGCACCGGCGCGACCUGGACUUCCUCUGGCGUAACAAAAACAAGCGGUUCCGGGUGUACAAGCGAAAGCGAAACCGGCGCAAGAUGCUGUUCAAAACCGGGUGGGAUGUGUUCUGGGAACAGCGGUUGCAACUGGAGCACGCCCGCAAAGCGAAAGCCCGGAGCGAGGCGAAGCUGAAGGAGAAGGAAGAGCGCAAGCUGAGAAAGCGACGGGUUUUUGCCGACGAGGCGGACUUGCUGGAGAACUGGUGCACCGUGGACACGGAACACCCCGCCGCGCGCCCCGUCAACGGUCGCACGCCUGGUCUGCAGGCGGCGUUGCGCGCCAUUCGCAAACGGGAGGCGGAAAAGAAGACGCACGCGUACCGGCGAAAAGUUGCCGCGCCGCCGUCCUACGUGCACAGCCGGGACCCGAUCAACCCCAACGCGGUUGGCGAGGAGUGGCGGUUUGUCAGCCAGGCGGAACGCGAAGAAACGCGGUUCAACAUGGCCGUGUACGCGAACGAAAACUACUACGAGGCAAGUCCGGAAGACUGGUUCUGGGAGCAGUCCGUGCGCGACAUUCGCAGAAAAAUCCGGCGGGAGAAAAAAGCGGGGACAUCCUCGCGCGAGGUCGUGGAAGAGAACUACAGCGAAGUAGAGCCGCCGGCUGGUCUGCCGUUGCUGCCAACCGAAGGCGACGAGAGGAAGGCCAAUGCAAAAGUCACGACAACAGAAGCGGAGAACAUAACGCCUGCAGCGGUGAUCUACGAAAUCAGCAGCAGAGGAUGCGAGAUGACGGAAGUGUACCCCGUUGCAAGUAGACGGGGGAAGACUGCUUCGAGGCUACGCCAACAUUUGUCGUCGGUACGGGCCCGGGACGCCGUUGCGAGUCCGUCCUUCACUCCGCAAAAUCUCCAUUACGAAUUUGACCCAAGGACGAACACAACGCGGAUGAGGCUGCAGUAGGAUCUGGGAAAUGUUGGAUACUUCGAGUACAAGUGCUCUUCGUGUCUACAGGAACAUGACUGCAUCCCGUAACAUUCAGGCUCAUGGUCCUUCGAUAAAAUAUACAGGAGGAGAACAAUGCAACCAGCUUGAGAACAACGCCCAGGCUGGUGAAUCCUGGAAUACAUAAUGACAUCAAGAGCGCAUGCGCAACUUUUACAAU